AUGGUUUGUUACUGUGUCAGAGAUCCUACCGAUGGGAAGGAUUAUGUGAUGAAGGACUGUUGGGUGCCUGAGGCAAAGAGAUAUCAUGAGGUGGCCGUUCUCAAGCAAGUCCACGGCAUCCCUAAUGUCGUCCAACUUGUAGAUGAUUGGGAUGUCAUGUAUGACGGGGAGCCUGACUGUACAGCACGGAUUCGUGAUCGCUAUCAGCAGUUCGACCCGGACGAUAGGGAUGACCACAGGUUCUGUAAUCGAUUUCACCGACAGCUUGUCAUGACUCCUUGUGGAGAACCACUGUCACACUUCAGCUCUAGGAAGGAGUUGAUCUGUGCUUUUUGUGACUUUGUUGUUGCUCAUAGACUCAUGGUCGAAUGUGGAAUUCUACAUGGGGACCUCAGCCUGAACAACUUCAUCAUUUAUGAGGGUAACAGCUACUUCAUCGAUUUCGAUUAUGCCAGAUUUAUAGAGGAAGGCAAGACGUCUACAAUUUCAUUUGGUACUGGGACUAUCCCAUAUAUCUCCAUGCGUGUCCUUAAGAAGAUGUUGAGGAAUGCCGAGACCGUUAAAAAGACUGCUGAUGCUACUCAGCUGCAGCAAAUCGAACACUACAUGUGCGAUGACCUUGAGUCUAUGUUUUACAUUUUUUUCGAAUUUGUUACAAAGUAUGGGGGGGCACAUGGUAUAGUCGCACCGACAUGGGAUAAGCUGGCGAUGCCAUGGUUGGAGGCCUAUGAAAACCUAGGUGCCAGCAGUUUACUUACCACCUUCUUAUCGAAGAAGGGGGCCAUAUACGAAGGCGACUUUCUAAUGGACAGAGUCUCCGAUUAUUUUUCGGAAUUCAAACCCCUAGUCAAUGAAUGGCGCAGUCAAAUCCACCUCACAGAAAUUGACACCAAUGCAACAAUCAUUCACGAUCACAUAUUCCAGAUGCUUGCAAUGUUCAUUGCGAAACUCGAGGACUCAGAUGAAAUACCCAUCCCAAUCCCGCUGCCCUAUCCUCCUCCCCAGUCUCCUACUGUUCAACCCACUGCAGGUCCUUCGACCCUUCCACGUACUGGCACAACAUGGUCUUCGACUAGUUAG
Messenger RNA from Suillus discolor, 1080 nucleotides. RefSeq names its product kinase-like domain-containing protein. NCBI's taxonomy places the organism in Eukaryota, Fungi, Basidiomycota, Agaricomycetes, Boletales, Suillaceae. The transcript has 3 exons. The record is from RefSeq and is a predicted model, not a curated record. The coding region runs from base 1 to 1080 and encodes 359 amino acids.